Messenger RNA from Cydia splendana, 1612 nucleotides. RefSeq names its product UDP-glucosyltransferase 2-like. The record is from RefSeq and is a predicted model, not a curated record. Bases 40 to 1587 code for a protein of 515 amino acids. The transcript has 4 exons. Gene Ontology annotation, molecular function: UDP-glycosyltransferase activity. NCBI's taxonomy places the organism in Eukaryota, Metazoa, Arthropoda, Insecta, Lepidoptera, Tortricidae.
UAUACGGCUGCACAGAUUAAUUCUGCCUAGUUGUUAACCAUGAGCCGAUUGUUACCGCUCGUGUUUGCGUUAGUAAUUGUUAGUUUGUGCGAUGGGGCCAGGAUAUUAGCUGUGUUUCCAACACCUUCAAUAAGCCACCAAGUAGUGUUUAGACCAUUGACACAUGAACUAGCAAGGAGAGGACAUGAUGUCACCGUCAUCACAACAGACCCAGCCUUCCCAAAAGGACAAGCGCCACCCAAUUUGACAGAAAUUGACGUGCACGACAUAUCAUAUGAAGUUUGGGGAAAACUAAUAGCGAACAACCGAAACGGUCAUAAAAGUUAUGUUAGAGAACAAGUCAAAGGUUUGAAUGACGCGUGUUUUGCAGUAUUCGAGAAACAAACUGCAGUUGAUGAAGUACAAGACAUUAUUCAGAACAAGAAUAACAGUUAUGAUUUGUUGCUAGUAGAAGCUUGGACACGAUACGCACUUGGAUUUUCUCAUGUUGUCAAAGCCCCAGUUAUAGCAGUAAGUUCUUUAGGUGCUGUUGUAGAUAAUUAUGACAUCAUGGGGGCACCAAUUCAUCCUCUACUAUACCCUCAUGCAAUAGCAACAAGUGCUUAUAAUCUAUCGCUUUGGGAGAAAGUUACAGAAUACUACAAUUAUUUUUCUAUAAUGAACGACUUCCGGAAUUCAGAAAAAUAUCAAAAUGAUGUUCUAAAGGAGAUAUUUGGAGAAGACACUCCUCCUUUGAGUGAAUUGAAGAAUAACGUUGGUAUGAUGUUCAUAAAUAUGCACCCUCUAUGGGAAGGGAAUAUACCAGUUCCUCCUAGCGUGAUCCAUAUUGGAGGAAUUCACCAGAAACCGGAAAAGGAUUUACCGCAGGAUCUAAAGCAGUACCUUGAUUCUUCCAAGCAUGGCGUAAUCUACAUAAGUUUUGGCACAAACGUCGACACCUCUGCCCUACCAAGAGAAAAGGUCCAGUCCAUUAUAAACGCGUUAUCACAGCUACCUUACGACGUUCUCUGGAAGUGGAACCAGGACGAGCUCCCAGGCCGAACGAAGAACAUCAGGAUUUCAAAAUGGUUCCCACAGUCAGACCUUUUAAGACAUCCCAAGGUCAGACUUUUCAUCACGCAAGGAGGUUUACAAUCAACGGACGAGACGAUCACUGGAGGGGUGCCAGUAAUAGGCAUUCCUAUGCUUGCCGACCAGUUUCAUACUGUGGAAAAGUAUGAAAUUCACAAGAUUGGAAAGAGAAUAUACCUUGAGGAUCUAAGCGAAGACACGCUAAGGAGUGCAGUUAAAGAUGUUAUUGAGGAUAAAAGAUACCGAGACAACGUAAUCCGCUUAAGAGCCCUAAUGAACGACCAACCAACAUCAUCCCUAGAGCGCGCCAUCUGGUGGACAGAGCACGUACUUCGCCACGGCACUAAGCACCUCCGGGCGCCCGCCGCCAAUAUGCACUGGUUUGAAUACUAUGAUGUGCAACUACUAGUCAUUGUACUGUGCUCUGUUUCAACUGUGAUAUUGUUAAGUUUUAUAGUGUUGCUUAAUAUAGUUAAGGUAUUUUCAAGUAAUGUAAAUAAAGUUAAGGUUUCGUAGUUCUGUGUUAUGUGAUGUUUGGAAU